Podarcis raffonei (Aeolian wall lizard) is the source of this 3448-nucleotide messenger RNA. RefSeq names its product family with sequence similarity 114 member A1 (gene FAM114A1). The transcript has 15 exons. Bases 194 to 1843 code for a protein of 549 amino acids. Lineage: Eukaryota; Metazoa; Chordata; Lepidosauria; Squamata; Lacertidae. The record is from RefSeq and is a predicted model, not a curated record.
CCUCAGUCCCUGGUUUGGUUUUGGGCUGUUGGGAGCAUGUUUGUUCCUGCCCAAGAUGCGCUUCGUGUUCAUGGUGAGCCCAGCUAGGAAACCCAAAGAAACCUGGAAAGCAAGUCAUGUGGCAACCAGAACUAUACACUGCAACAUCUCAGAAUAUAAAACAAGGCAACAAACAUGCAAUUUUCUUUAAAAAAUGUCAGGUGACGGAAGUGAAGUGUUUACGCAAGAGAAAAUAUUGGAACAUGGCAGCAAUGUUUCAGCUUCUGAGAGAGCAAUGCAGAAUGAAAAGACAGAACAAAUACAAGAUGAUAAGAGGCAGCGUUCUGAAAGCUCUAGCAACGAACAGGAAGGCGACCAGAUGUCUUCAGGGCAUCCUUCAAAUGUGGAACACUUCAGCGGAGGCAUAACUACAGAUGUUCCUACCGAUUGCAGUGAAUCUGUGAGCCUUGAACCAGAACCUGGAUCUGAAGAACUGAACAAAAAUAAUGGCCCAGACACGGAUUCAUCUCCUAAAGGGAGUGGAUGGACAACCUGGGGAUCAUGGGGCAAAUCUCUGCUUUCAACAGCUUCUGCUACAGUUGGCCAUGGGCUAACAGCAGUUAAGGAAAAAGCAGCCACUCUCAGAAUUCAUGUCCCGGGAACAUCAGAAGAUGUACAUCCUUCUGACCCAGCAGAAAGCCCCAUCCCAGACAUGGACGAGACCACACAGAACAGCUCUUCAGAGAACACACCUUUGCCUUCAUCUCCUUCUGCAUCACGUGGAAUGUUUUCAACCAUCAGUAGUGCCGUACAGAACACCGGCAAGAGCGUCUUAACUGGUGGCCUUGAUGCUUUGGAGUUCAUUGGCAAGAAAACUAUGAACGUCCUUGCAGAAAGUGAUCCUGGAUUUAAAAAAACCAAAACAUUGAUGGAACGAACUGUUUCCUUAUCCCAGCUGUUGCGAGAAGCCAAAGAGAAAGAGAAGCAGAGGCUGGCCCAGCAAGUGACAUUUGAAAGGACGGCACAUUAUGGGCUGCUGUUUGAUGAGUUUCAGGGUCUGUCUCAUCUGGAAGCUCUAGAAAUUCUGUCUAAUGAAAGUGAAGCCAAGAUACAAUCAUAUUUAACAUCCCUUGAAGGAGAGGAAUUGGAAAAAACAAAAGAUGCUUUAAUUGCUAUUAAAGCAGUCUUUCUUCCAGAAGAGUCAGAAAAUGAAGACAACGAAGGAAAGAAAGUAGAUGCAGGAGAUGAGUUUGUGACCAUGCUUACAGAAUUGCUCUUUGAAUUACAUGUUGCUGCCACUCCUGACAAACUUAACAAGGCUAGAAAGAAAGCUUAUGAUUACCUGGAAGAAGCUAGACUCCCCGAAUCUAGAGAAAAAAUGGAAGAGAACAGAGAAGAGAAAACGAAAGUAGAUGAAGCGAACCAAGAAGGUGAAGAAAAGCCUCAAACAGGUGAAUCUGGAGACACAGAAGAAACAAAGAACAAAACUGUAGAGGAAAUUUACAUGUUGUCUAUUGAAAGCCUUGCCGAAGUAACAGCCCGUUGUAUUGAACAGCUCCACAAAUUAGCAGAAUUAAUCCUUCACGGACAAGAAGUUGAGAAGCCUGCCUUGGAUCAAGCAAAAGUUCUAACAAAUUUAACAAGUACAAUGUGUAAUGAAGUUUCUUCCCUGUCGAAAAAUUUUGCUGAUUUCUUAACUUCAGUUGGGAGUGACAAAAAAGCCGAAGUCCUUAACCCAAUGGUCAACAGCGUACUAUUAGAGGGUUGUAACAGCACCACUUACAUCCAAGAUGCUUUCCAGUUAUUGCUUCCAGUUCUCCAGAUCUCUCAUCUCCAGAAUGACUGUUCAAAAACACUACAAUGACCACUUUGCAUUUAAAAGAACCAUCAGCCCAAUAAUCUCUUGGUUGUGUUUACAGUUCAAAAAUAUGUCUGAUGCCUUUAAAAGACACUAAAUGCAAUUUUGCACAUGCAGAAUGAGUAAUACUCUUGUAUUUAGGUAAACCUAUUUAAACAUACAGUUUCAUAAUAAGGGUGGAAACUGUCAUAUUCCUUGUAUUAAUUUAAGGUAAAACGUGUUUAUUUCUGUUUUAUUGGUUGAACUUCAUUUUGGGAUAUUGCUGUACUAACUUGCAUCCCAUUUUGAAACAUUUGCACUGGCCUGUUUGCCCAGGGUGCCAGAAUGAAGUCUGCUGAUCCGAAAUCAGUGUAAAGAACUGAGGCACAGUUUGUUACACUCCAAACUAAGUAGUCUGGGGAUUCAGCACCUAGUAGGGUAGCUGUUCUCUGCAUGCAUGAAGGUGAGGCAGCAUCUCCUUAUUUAAGUUCAACGGCACUUUUCCCAUACCAACAGUUUCAUGUAGCUUAAAUGUAACAUAAGUUUUCUUGCCUUAACGGAAUCAUGAACUAAUGGCAGUGCUUCUUUCAUAGAUACAAAGUCACAACCUCGUCAUUUAGAUUGCUGAUUCAUUCAGAGGCCAGCAUGAAUCAAUGAUAGCAUCCAUUCAUGCUUGUAUGACAACCAUUGUGCAGAAUGCAUCAUGAGAUUGUCUGCACUUCCUGGUCUGGUCCAAGCUUUCUACUGCUGCUUCUCCCCAGUGGCAAUCUCCAAUGUGUAAGUGCUUUUUAGAAGGGUAGCCAUGCUAGUUUGUUGCUGCAGAAAUGACAGCGGCACUGUAAAGAUUGACAAAUUUAUUAUAGCAUAAGCUUUAAUGGACUAUAUACUACUUCAUCAGAUAUGUGAUGGUGUUUAGAUGACAGAAAAGGUUGACAGUGGGGUCAAACAAUGAAAUGCAAAAUGUGCUGUCUGAAAAUUCAAUUAAGGCAUGAAUGUGUGCAAAAUAAGCACACUGACAAUUCGCAACGGCACUAAAUGUUUGUGGCUGCCAAGCAGUGAAGUCCACCAAUUUCCACAUGCUACUCUGCCAUUACUAUUGACUUCAGGGUCUUUGUGGAAAAUUGUGAUUUAUCACUACUGUAGACACAGCGAUAGUGUUUGCUGCCUCAAAGUGGAGUGCUGCUGUCAUAUGCCAAACCAGUGCAUUAUUUAUGGUAGAAGUCCAGUCUCUGGUUUAGACGAGGCUAUUCAGAAAACUAAACUUACUAGCAAGUAUGGUGCCUUCCAUUAAUCCAAUUGAAUAAUGAGCUAUCAUUUUGUUAAACAUGACCUUUUUUUAAAAAAAAAAAGGUCCAAGGGCAGAUUGUUUGCUUGAGUCCUCACCUACCCAACUUAUUGACAAAUGUCAUUUUCUCCCCUGAAAAGUAUGUGCAUAUAAUCAUUUCUAAAAAUUGAUAUUUUACAUCAGAAGCAGUAUGUUAAGAUUUUAUGUUGCUAAAAUUCACAGACAUUUUUUUAAAAAAAAUCUCUUGUGAUGUGUAGCGCUUAUUGCAUCCUGCAUAUGGGAUUCUCCUUUCAUGUUUUAUCAACUAAUAUAAACAUCAAUAAAGCUAAAAACAAUGUUUGCAUCCA